This is a messenger RNA of Lagenorhynchus albirostris (white-beaked dolphin), 1634 nucleotides long. It is a transcript of the gene NT5C1A, whose product is annotated as 5'-nucleotidase, cytosolic IA. The record is from RefSeq and is a predicted model, not a curated record. Bases 52 to 1224 code for a protein of 390 amino acids. Gene Ontology annotation, cellular component: cytoplasm; cytosol. Gene Ontology annotation, molecular function: 5'-nucleotidase activity; nucleotide binding; magnesium ion binding. The transcript is spliced from 7 exons. Lineage: Eukaryota; Metazoa; Chordata; Mammalia; Artiodactyla; Delphinidae. Gene Ontology annotation, biological process: adenosine metabolic process; nucleotide metabolic process.
GCUCCGCUCUCCGCAGCCGCCUGCUCCGGCUGGGCCAGAUCAGAGCCGAGCAUGGAGCCUGGGGAGCCCCGGGAGCCCCGCGAGCCCGCGACGGGGGCAGGGACCGCCGCGGCCCCGCGCUGGGAGGAAGCCAAGACUUUCCACGACAACCUCGCGCCCAAGAAGAAACCCAAAUCGCCCAAGCCUCAGAAUGCAGUCACCAUUGCUGUGUCUUCCCGAGCUCUGUUCCGCAUGGACGAGGAGCAACGGAUCUACACGGAGCAGGGUGUGGAGGAGUACGUGCGUUACCAGCUGGAACACGAGAACGAGCCCUUCAGCCCUGGGCCGGCCUUCCCCUUCGUGAAGGCUCUGGAGGCUGUGAACAGGCGGCUGCGGGAGCUGUACCCUGAGAGCGAGGACGUCUUCGACAUCGUCCUCGUGACCAACAACCACGCUCAAGUGGGCGUCCGUCUCAUCAACAGCAUCAACCACUAUGACCUGACCAUUGAGAGGUUCUGCAUGACAGGCGGGAACAGCCCCAUCUGCUACCUCAAGGCCUAUCACACCAAUCUCUAUUUGUCGGCUGAUGCAGAAAAAGUGCAGGAAGCCAUCGAUGAAGCAUCACCCAGCCUUCCGUUUCCAUGGGAACCCUCCUUACAGCCCAGAAAGCUACUCCCUUCCAAGAAUCUUCCAGGGAUCGCAGCCGCCACCAUCUUCAGCCCCAGCAGGGAUGUGGCUGUCUCCCAGAGUCAGCUGCGGGUGGCCUUCGAUGGGGAUGCUGUGCUCUUCUCAGAUGAGUCGGAACGCAUCGUGAAGGCCCACGGGCUGGACAGGUUCUUCGAGCAUGAGAAGGUCCACGAGAACAAACCUUUGGCCCAGGGCCCCUUAAAGGGUUUUCUGGAGGCUCUGGGUAGGCUGCAGAAGAAGUUCUACUCCAAGGGCCUGCGGCUGGAGUGUCCAAUCCGCACCUACUUGGUGACGGCACGCAGCGCAGCCAGUUCUGGAGCCCGGGCUCUCAAGACCCUGCGCAGCUGGGGCCUGGAGACAGAUGAGGCCCUGUUCCUUGCGGGAGCGCCCAAGGGCCCCCUCCUGGAGAAGAUCCGCCCACAUAUCUUCUUUGAUGACCAGAUGUUCCACGUGGCUGGGGCUCAGGAGAUGGGCACAGUGGCCGCUCACGUGCCUUACGGUGUGGCGCAGACACCCCGGCGGACCACACCCACGAAGCAAACCACAUCUGCACCGUAGCUGAACCACCAGCUUUGCUGACCCACGUUGCUCCAGGCAUGGCUCCAUGUCAUACACGUCGCCCAAUGGACACUUCUAGUUCCUCACCUCUCUGCCCUUCUGCAUGUCCGCCCUCAUCCCUGUGAGUGAGGUACUUGUAGGAAAUUAGGCAGACUGGUCCGGCAUUCUCACCAGCUCCCCUUUUGGGCAAACACUGUGCCAUGAUCCUGGCUCAGAAAGUAAGACUGUGCAGAAAAGCUGGGUUUCAGGGGGAAGUUGAUGGGACUAAGGGUGAGAGGGUCAGAGCAGCAGGAUGCCUCAAGAGGAGCUUAUAAAACUAGCUCAGUGUAGUACAAAGAACACUGCUUUGAGAGAGAUGGGAUCUGGCUUCUCAACUUUGUCCUGGCAUUGUGCACGACUUUAAGUUUGAG